Molecule: messenger RNA, 880 nt
Organism: Plasmopara halstedii
Lineage: Eukaryota; Oomycota; Peronosporomycetes; Peronosporales; Peronosporaceae
Exons: 1
Coding region: 196-429 (77 amino acids)
Source: RefSeq, a predicted model, not a curated record
AUGUCCGUAGAACCACUAGUUCUUUAUUGCAAGAGAUUGCUUACAAGACGCGUGCAGCUUUGUGCUCACUGUCUUUGUGUUGACCGGUCGUUUUAACCCAUCAGAAUGAAUAUAAAAUGAAGAGAGGAUUACUCAAUGUAUUCAAUAUCUGAGGUGUCCUAACUGAGCAAUUUAUCACACACGCAACCUGAUAGGAUGCGUCGUUUUAUGAUCAGCUACUUGUUUAAAUUGGCCACUAAACGGCAACUUUGGACGAUAGCGCAUAUAUGUUGUGCCUCCUUCGGCACAGCGAGUACAAACCAAAGUCAGCACGUCGUACGUAGAUGCACCCAAGCGGUCGCAAAGUAUGUUCAUGGCGAUUGUAAACUUUCAAAAAGGCUGUCCACUACUGCCAGUUUCUUAAAUCACUGCGGUCGUAUCUCGGCAUAAACCACUGCACCACUUUAUCUAGGAGAUACGACCGCAGUGUGUGGACAUAUUCAACCUCGUCUUCAACGGCAGUGAAUCUUUGUCCUCAAAAGGCUCGCUUUCUUAAGCAGGGUCAUCGCUCAUGUCGCCGUACAGAAGUAAGUACACUUUUAAUGAAGUGAUCACUGGCGUUGCAUGUCGUGCUCCUCUGUUUUUAUCUCUCCCUUCUCGUCGAUUAUAUGUUCCCGCGACGAAGAACGUAUGGUAAAGAUACUGGCAGAAUCUUCGGCUUAUGUUCUUUGUCUUUGGGGCGGUGAUCAUGCACAUUAAGUCUUUUGGGUCUUGCAGUACAUACAAUCACAAUCGACAUUGCUGUGCGCAGCAGUUUUGUUCCCUAUUAAGUUAGGCAGCCAAUAGUGAGACUAGGUGUAAGCGAAUGGUGGGGUCAUCAAUCGACUCGAAGAUAUUAAAA